AUGCCACACACUCCGACAGCCGCCGCCAGCACCACCACGCCUGCGCCGGGACGAGCAUCAGGAUGGCCUCACGAGCGCGAAGACGGACGGCGACGCAGCAGUAUACCAUCGCUGGACGCAGCCAGAGAGGAUGAAGAAGCGCAGAAGGACAGAGGCAGCGACAACCGGCCGGUGUCAUGGAGCUCGCUGCCCAGGCGGAACCAGCUCAUCAUCCUCACGGUAGCCAGGCUGUCCGAGCCGCUGGCGCAGACCUCGCUGCAGGCAUACAUGUUCUACCAGCUCAAGUCGUUUGAUCCCUCGUUGCCGGACUCGACCAUCUCUGCGCAGACGGGUGUCCUGCAGGCCGCCUUCACGGGCGCCCAGUUCGUCACGGCCGUGAUCUGGGGCAGGCUGGCCGACGCCGAGUCCAUCGGCAGGAAGAGAGUGCUGCUCAUCGGCCUGCUGGGAGCUGGCAUCUCGACGCUGGGCUUUGGGUUCUCCAAGUCCUUUGCGACGGCGAUGUUUUUCAGGACGCUGGGCGGUGCGUUGAACAGUAACGCGGGCGUCAUGAGGACGAUGAUAUCGGAGAUUGUCGUCGAGAAGAAAUACCAGUCGAGAGCCUUCUUGCUGCUGCCGAUGUGCUUCAAUGUCGGCGUCAUUAUAGGGCCCAUCAUGGGCGGACUGCUGGCUGACCCCAUAGGCAACUACCCGUCCGUCUUUGGGCCUGGGUCAUGGCUUGGGGGAGCAGACGGAGUGUCGUGGAUGGUAAAAUGGCCGUUUGCUCUCCCUAAUCUGGUCACGGCUGGGUUCAUUCUCUGUUCUGCAAUUGCUAUAUUACUAGGCCUGGAAGAGACACAUGAAAUAGCCCGGUCACGGAGAGACUUGGGUAUACAUGCUGGCAAGGCCAUAUCAAAAUACCUGGGUUUCUCACGGCAUAGUGACUACCAGGCUCUCGACGGCCUAGCAGAUCCGGAUACCCCAGACUCCUUCGAAAUGGGGCCAGAAGGGCGGACCAUAUCAGGCCAGAGACUGGUAGACAACGAGCACACUUCUCCCAGACGGCGGAAACGUUUGCCCUUCCGUCAGAUAUGGACUCGCAACGUCCUGCUCACUCUGCUCGCUCAUAUCUUCCUCAACUUCCACACCAGCGCAUUCACGGCGCUCUGCUUCGUCUUCCUGCCCACGCCUCGCGCCCCAGGAAGCCAACGCAGCCUUUUCCAGUUUGGCGGCGACUCGGCAUGCCUGAUCGGUCUGCCGAUCCAGAUAUUCAUCUACCCGCGAGUCCAGUGGCGGCUAGGGACAUUACGGUCCUUUAGGAUCUUUCUCCCCUUCUCUCCUCUGGCCUAUCUUCUUGCUCCGUUCCUGGUGCUGCUGCCUGACCACCCGUAUAUUGUCUGGCCUGCGCUCUCGGCCGUCAUCUUCCUUCAGGUGGUGUCCAGAACCUUCUCCCUGCCUGCAACGGUGAUACUGGUGAACAAUUCUGUGCCAGACAGGAGCGUGCUGGGUACGUUGCAUGGAGUUGCGCAGAGCGCCUUCAGUGCUUCGAGGACGCUAGGCCCACUGAUCGCUGGCUGGGGCCUGGGGCUGGGGCUGAAACAUAACAUCGUCGGCGCCAUCUGGUGGUCUCUUGCCAUCGAAGCCUUCUUGGGAUGGCUUGUCACUUGGACUAUAUUCGAAGGAGCAGGCAUCGAGAAGCCUCCAUAG
Nannizzia gypsea CBS 118893 is the source of this 1683-nucleotide messenger RNA. RefSeq lists its product as hypothetical. Gene Ontology annotation, molecular function: transmembrane transporter activity. Bases 1 to 1683 code for a protein of 560 amino acids. NCBI's taxonomy places the organism in Eukaryota, Fungi, Ascomycota, Eurotiomycetes, Onygenales, Arthrodermataceae. The record is from RefSeq and is a predicted model, not a curated record. The transcript is spliced from 4 exons. Gene Ontology annotation, biological process: transmembrane transport.